Vespa crabro (European hornet) is the source of this 4045-nucleotide messenger RNA. RefSeq lists its product as uncharacterized. The record is from RefSeq and is a predicted model, not a curated record. Lineage: Eukaryota; Metazoa; Arthropoda; Insecta; Hymenoptera; Vespidae. The coding region runs from base 800 to 1267 and encodes 155 amino acids. The transcript is spliced from 3 exons.
CAUCGAUCGUUAUAGAUCUAUGUCUAUAUAUAUAUAUGUCUAUAUAUAUAUAUAUAUAUAGAAAUAUAUAUAUAUAUAUUUUUUUUUUUGUGUGUGAUAACUUUAAUAACCUUUCUUUUUUCUUUUUCUUUUUAAUUUCUUUCAACUACGCACAAACAGAACGUAAAUUUCUUGCUUAAUGUGGCAAUUGAUUCUGCAAAAAAUCGAAAAAGAAUUAAUCAAUAAAUUUUUUAAAUUACGCAAAUACUUCUCUUCUCCCUCUUCUCAUCAUAGAAAUUGUGUCCAAAAUUUCAAGAGGUUAAUAUUACGCGAAUUUUCUUUUUUUUUUCUUUUCUCUUUUUUUUCUUCCCCCCCCCCCCCACCGAUCGAAUUCUUAUGCAACAGAAACGAUCUUUCAACGUCAUUCCUCGACAUCAAUUAUAAUGAUUAAUCAUUAAUUUAAUAUUAAAAACGUAUGUAAGAUAAUAAUAACUAUCGUCAUUUCGAUUUGACGAAUUUUCGACUGAUUGAAAAAUAUUCGUACUUCUUAAUUGAUAUCAUAGUUAGAUAAUUGUUUUGAAAUUAUACGAAACGCAAAAGAACGUCUUAUCCGUCCGCACAUAUGUAAGUAUAUAUAAGUGAGACAGUGUAUCCCCCACCAAAAAGUGAAUUGUCGACAGAGAGAGAAAAGAGAGAGAGAGAGAGAGAGAGAGAGAGAGAGAGAGAGAUAUCUAAAGUAGUAGGACACUUCUCUCAAUCACCUGUUCAGUCGUGAUUUAAAUUUGUGCCGUACCGAAGCUUAAGUUUUAUACUUUGCAAUAUGUCGUUCCGGGCUACAUUCAUGUGGCUAUUUAUUGUUACGUUAAUCAAUCGUUAUCAGUGCACGGAUAACGUAACCGACGUUACGGAACAAACGCAUACCGAAGAUGCGCUCGCAAAAUUGGUCAGGAUGUUUUCCAAGCCGGGAGCGUUUAAACGGAUUAAUACCUUGUUAGGUGAGAAUUCGAUCGAGGAAUCCUCGACGUCUUGUCCUAAAGGUGAGGAAGGUCUCGAAUGUAGAAGGGCGGAAGCUCGUAGAUCCGUCGAUUGUCCGGAAGGAGACUGUUACUGUCACAAUUGUGCCGCAGCAGGUCCCGAUUUAUGGGCAUCAUGUUGUCGUGAGAGUCUCAGAUGUUGCUCACAUCUUGCCGCUGCUUGUAGAACGUGCGAUCAUCCCACUCUUUAUCCAUUUUGUUCUAAGCACUUUAAAAAGUGUACAAAUCAAAUGAAUCAAAAGAAAUUGACGUAAAGGGCAAUCAUAUUUAACUCUCUCUCUCUCUCUCUCUCUCUCUCUCUCUCUCUCUCUCUCUCUCUCUCUCUCUCUCUCUCUCUCUCUCUCUCUCUUUUUCUCUAUUUUUUUUAGAUUAUAAUUUUUUAACGAAACCGUCCAUUUUUUAUCAUCGUCAUCAUAUUUAUAAUGGGAAUAAAUAAAUACUCUAUAUAUACUCCUAUGUCGUUAAAUUAUAACGAAUAUUAGACGAUUAAAUUUAUAAAAGAAAGAUAGUAUAGUAUAUUUCAACCGGGCAUUGCAUAAUCAAGUCUAUUUACAUCAGGUUUCUAAACAUAUAUAUAUAUAUAUAUAUAUCUAUAUAUAGGGUAUCUUAUUUUAAAUGAUAUGGCCAAAUAUCUUCGAUCUUAUUGAUUUUAUAAAUUUUUAAAUUAUCAAAUUUUCAAGAGAAAAUACAAUAUUUACUGCAGCUAUUUCUUUAUAGGUAUAUGCGAGAUAUAUUUUUUUUUCUUUCUUUUUCUUUUUUUACAGCAAUCGAUGUUACAAAAGUAAUAAAAAUUUUUGAAAAUAUCAAUAAGAUUCUAAAGAAAUAAAUCUUUACAAUUUAUUGAUAUUUCAUUAAAUUAUAACGCCUUCGAAGUUUAAUGAAUUCUCUAAUGACGAUAAAAUGUUUUUAUGAUUAUUGAAGAGCACUGCGCUUGAAAUGAUUACAACUUCAAAAAUAUAUAUAUAUAUAAUUAAAAAAAAAAAAAAAAAUAAAUAAAUAAAUGAGUAAAUAAACAAGAAAAAGAAAAUUUAUUGACGAAUUCAUUGACUAUCAGAUUCUUAGAGAAAAAUUAAUUGUAUUAUUGCGAAAGUUUGUUAGGUGCUCGUUGGAAUUUUAUCGAAAUUCCCUAUAAUUUUUGUUGGGCUCAAAAUAUCCAUUCAAAAAAAAAAAAUUGUUACGAGUUCCAUGUAUUGACAAAAGUAUUCCCUAUGAGAUAAAUGCAGUAAAUAUUACAAUGUUUACCCACCUCAUUAAAAUUUAAUUCAUUUUAUAUAAAACAUUUCUUUAUAAAACUUAUAGAAUAUAGGAGAUAUUUGAUCAUAACGUUUAAAAUCAAACACCCGGUAUACAUAUACGUAACAUAGAUAUAUACGUUCGUGAACCUGGUUAAACAGGUCCUGUUUGCUCUUUCCUCGAGAAAAUUUUCGUUAGAAAAGUAAUCAAAUUAUCGCAAUAAAAGUUGUCUGGAUUAAAGCUACUUUUUCAAAAUAACUAUUAGAGUCGUAUAAUAUAUGUAUAUGUAAAUUUUGAAAAUAAAGUUCUUAAUAAAAUAGAUCUUAUCAUCUUAUUCAUUGCAUUGAAAAUAAAUUUCUUUUAAUAGUAAACGUAAGCAGACAAAAAAAAACUAUAAUAAUAGUGAAAAAAAAGCGAGAAAAAAAACAAUUUUACGAGUUUCUCCAAUGUCAGCUCGCAAAUGGGAGACAUUAUAUAGUAUCAUAAAUUUUUAAAUGAUAAAAGUUUCAAACAGAGAGAGAUACAAAUAUAUUGUAAAUAUGCGGGAUUUUGGAUUUAAGCAUCGAGAGAGUAUUGUGUCGGCUAUUAAGUACACAAUAUAUUUCAAUCGUUAACUGUUUUAUAUAUAUAUAUAUAUAUAUAUAUAUAUAUAUAUAUAUAUAUAUAUAUAUAUAUAUACGCGAAUUACGUUAGUAGUAAAAACUUACAAGAGAUCUUUACCCGUCUCUAACUAUAAAUCGUCAUGGUCUUAAAAUAUACUCCGUUAAACUAAAUCGCGAACAAUGUCAAGUUAUAAACUAUAGUUAAACAGUCUUAUUUGAUGAUCAGAGACGAAAAGAUUAAAUACUUGUUAGUCAAGUGACUUUCACUUUUAUCGGUAAUUCCUUUUUUUUUCUUUUUUCUAUUUUUCUUUCUAUUUUUUUUUUUUUUGAGAUACUUUUUAACGUGUAUGUGUGUGGUACGUGCUUGUGUAUGGUAUGUGUAUGUAUUUGUAUACAUAUAAUAUAAUAUAAAUGAAUAUAUCAAUUACUCUUAGGUACAAUCAUUGACAAGCUUUAUUCGUGUUAUUUUCAGACUAUUCAGUAAUCCGUAAUCACUAAUUAUAUAAGUUUAUGGGGGCAGAAUCGUUCGUCUGCGUUUUAUACGCCUACAUUUCAUUUAGAGACCGAAAUACGAAUUUUGGACUGGACAAGAUUUUCCCUUUCUUUCCAUUGUUUUUUUUUUUUUUUAUUAUUAUUAUUUUCUUUUUUCUUUUUUUUUCAACGACGUGUCGCUUCUCAAAAGAUUUCGUACGUUCAUCGUAUCGUAACGCAAUCUCGAUAACCGGCCGACGUAGUUUUGUUUUCGAGAGCUUUAUAUUUUAUAAUCUGAUUUCUUUUUUCUUUUUUUUUUUUUUUUUUGGUUUUAAGUCUGCAUCCCCCUCCCUCCUCCUUCCCUUUCUCCCAUGAAGCUUUCGAUUGUAUAGCGCUUUUGAAGAAUACAUUAAAAUCCUAAUCCUGCGAUACCGUUCGUUCGUUUUGGCCGCCAUCGUGUACUGCCUAAUGCAAUUAUGGCAUAUGGUUACACACGUUCGCACAUUAUCUUACAUUUCAGCGUCGGUUUACAAAUAUUUUGUUGUUUUUUUUGUUUCUUUUCUUUUCUCUCAUUUUUUUUUUUUUUUUUUUUUUGGUGUUGAAACCAUCACAUUUGUCGAAUACAAAGAUUUCUCUGCGCUUUCACAAGUGCUUAUUUUCUAACAGCACCAUCACGUAGAGCCAAAAAUUCAGACUAGAAGGAAAGGAAAAAAAAAAAAAGAAAAA